This is a messenger RNA of Argentina anserina (silverweed cinquefoil), 1013 nucleotides long. Its product is annotated as proteasome subunit beta type-3-A. The record is from RefSeq and is a predicted model, not a curated record. The transcript has 7 exons. Bases 155 to 769 code for a protein of 204 amino acids. Gene Ontology annotation, cellular component: proteasome core complex; proteasome core complex, beta-subunit complex. Gene Ontology annotation, biological process: proteasome-mediated ubiquitin-dependent protein catabolic process. NCBI's taxonomy places the organism in Eukaryota, Viridiplantae, Streptophyta, Magnoliopsida, Rosales, Rosaceae.
GCCCAGCCCAAACAAGCUGGAGUAGCCAAGAAGAAAUAAAGCUGAAACUUGUUUAUUAGAAACAUUAGUUUCUUUCUACCUGAGCAAAAACCAUUCCCAAUUUCUCACAAAACCCUCUGAGACUGAAACCCAAUUUCCCGGCAGUCUGUCUCCGAUGUCGAUCUUCGAAUACAAUGGAGGUGCUAUAAUCGCAAUGGUCGGGAAGGACUGCGUCGCCAUCGCCUCCGAUCGCCGUUUCGGCGUUCAGCUCCAGACAGUCGCCACCGACUUCCAGAAGAUUUACAGAGUCGACGACAGGCUGUUUCUCGGCCUCUCCGGCCUCGCUACCGAUGCCCAGACACUGCAACAGAGGCUUGUGUUUAAGCACAAUCUGUACAAGCUGAGGGAAGAGAGGCCUAUGAAGCCUGAGACCUUUGCUAGCCUUGUUUCUGCUAUUUUGUAUGAGAAAAGAUUUGGUCCGUACUUCAUUCAGCCUGUGAUUGCUGGAUUGGGAGAUGGAAACAAGCCAUUCAUCUGUACUAUGGAUUCAAUCGGAGCCAAGGAGCUGGCAAAGGAUUUUGUUGUUGCUGGCACUGCAUCAGAGUCCCUAUAUGGUGCUUGUGAGGCAAUGUUCAAGCCUGACAUGGAACCAGAGGAAUUGUUUGAAACUGUAUCUCAAGCACUUCUGUCAUCAGUGGAUCGAGACUGUUUGAGUGGAUGGGGUGGCCAUAUCUAUGUUGUGACACCAACCGAGGUGAAGGAGAGGAUCUUGAAGGGACGGAUGGAUUAAUGCUGCAUGGAUGUAUUGAAUCCUUUCCUUUUCAUGUUUGUCUUUAACUUCGAGGAGUAGCUCUGAGCUCGUGGUGAUUCAAAGCUCUGUUAUGUGUUGACAAAACUAUGUAAUGUGAUCAAAUUAGAUUUUUGCUGGAGGAAUUGUAGGGAAGAUAUUCAGAUGUGCUUUAAAAGUUAAAACAGUCGGUAUGAUCUAAAUUGUUUCUUAAUGAGAAUGCACUUGUCCACAUAAAUCACACAUA